CUGUUACAGGAAGCAACUGCAAAGGAGGUUCAAGUCACGUGAUCGUAACAUAGUGUGCUGAAGACAUGGCGGACAAAGAGGAUACUGAGAAGACCAUCGCCGAAGACUUGGUUGUCACCAAGUAUAAAAUGGCCGGCGAGAUCGUAAAUCGAGUAUUAAGGCAAGUUUUAGAUAAAUGUGUUAUUGGAGCAUCUGUAAGAGACAUUUGUGAGUAUGGAGACAAAUUGUUACUAGAAGAAACCAGUAAGGUUUUUAAGAAGGAGAAAGAAUUGAAGAAGGGAAUCGCUUUUCCUACAUGUAUAUCAGUUAAUAAUUGCAUUUGUCACUUCUCACCAAUUGCAAGUGAAGCAGAUCUCAUACUCAAAGAUGAGGACAUGGUAAAAGUAGAUCUUGGUGCACAUAUCGAUGGCUUCAUAGCUGUUGUCGCGCACACUAUUAUUAUAGGUUCUACAUCGGCAAGAAAAGUAACUGGUAGAAAAGCAGAUGUAGUGUUAGCUGCACAUUAUGCAUCUCAAGCUGCAUUAAGGCUUCUAAAGCCAGGUACAGAGACUUAUACAAUAACAGGCACGGUAGAAAAAAUUUGUGAAGCAUAUAAAUGUAAGCCAAUUGAGGGAAUGUUGAGUCAUCAGUUGAAACAAUUCAAGAUAGACGGUGAAAAAACUAUAAUUCAAAAUCCUAAUGAUGCGCAGAAAAAGGAACACGAAAAAUAUACUCUUGAAACUCACGAGGUAUAUGCUAUGGACGUACUGGUUAGCACUGGUGAAGGUGUAGGCAGAGAACAAGAUACUCGUGUGACUAUAUUUAAAAAAACAGAGGAAACAUAUCAGCUGAAACUGAAGGCAUCCCGCAUGUUUUACUCUGAAGUUACUCACAAACACGGUUUGAUGCCGUUUAAUUUGCGUACUUUCGAAGACGAGAAGAAAGCAAAGAUGGCUGUGGUGGAAUGCGUGAGUCAUAGGCUGAUUGAACCAUUCCAUGUGCUGUAUGAAAAGCCAAAUGAAUUCGCUGCACAGUUCAAAUUUACAGUACUGUUAAUGCCUAAUGGACCACAUAAAAUUACAGGGCUCCCCUUUGAUCUUGACACUUUCCAAUCUGAUUGUGUUGUUGAAGACCAAGAAUUGAAGACUCUCUUGUGCACUUCGGCAAAUCCGAAAUCCGCAAAGAAGAAGAAAAAGAAGGCCGAGAAGUCUGUAGCUGAAGUGGCAAUGGAAGUCGACGCCAAGGCCUAACACAACCAUUUUAGCGUUCAUUAUGACGUCUUAACAUCGUGCACUUUAUGUUACUUCCUGUUUAACAGCUUCAGAGCAGAAACUACGCACUAUUCGACAUUACUAUAUACCUUGGUACCUGUUCCAUCAUUGGAGCACGUCAUUUGCAAAUUCUGACCCUUCCUGGUUGUAUUACCCAUAUGACACUCGAAGAUCAUUAUUUUCCGUGUUAUACACAAAAUAUUUGAGUCAGUUGAAAAAGUGUCAAGCUUUCUGCCCUGUAAGAAUCGGAUCUAACGACACAUUAUGCCGUCACUUAUUCACUCUUACGUUUUUAUACCCGGAAUAUCUUUUAAUGGACCAUGGUAUUAUUAUACACUGAACGAUGAUUAUUCAUAAGACAUUUUGCAACUGAUGUAUUACAUAUUUCAAGCAUGUGAACUUGUUUCGCAGCAUAAUGGUCGGUUUUAUGACUGUGUUGUGCGAGCUAGAUCGACCGAGCCAGAAAGUGAAUCGCACGUGCAUACUGUUUCUUUCGUGGAAGAAACAACAAUAAAGUACGAUUUUUAUUUCGUAAAUAUUAUUGGAUUCUAACAAAAGUAUAUUACGUUGAAUAAUGUCCAAUCUGAAAUUUUAGUUACAUUAAAAAGAAGUAACCGACGAGAAUUAUUGCUAACCGCUGUUUUCUAAUGCACUGUCAAAUUGUGGCAUUCGCUCCACUCUAUUCACUUUGACACUGUUGCUAGUUGUGCACUAGCUGCUUUUGAGUUCAUUUAAAAAGAAAAAAGAUAACAUCUAAUGUCGAAUUGUACAAUUGGAAUAACAAUGUCCACCAUUCGAAUUCCGUAUAAAUAAUGAAAUGCCAAUGGA
This is a messenger RNA of Dufourea novaeangliae, 2078 nucleotides long. Its product is annotated as proliferation-associated protein 2G4. NCBI's taxonomy places the organism in Eukaryota, Metazoa, Arthropoda, Insecta, Hymenoptera, Halictidae. The coding region runs from base 66 to 1229 and encodes 387 amino acids. The record is from RefSeq and is a predicted model, not a curated record. The transcript has 7 exons.